Babesia ovata is the source of this 2757-nucleotide messenger RNA. Its product is annotated as peptide chain release factor. Gene Ontology annotation, molecular function: translation release factor activity; UFM1 conjugating enzyme activity. Gene Ontology annotation, biological process: translational termination; protein K69-linked ufmylation. The coding region runs from base 1 to 2757 and encodes 918 amino acids. The transcript has 11 exons. NCBI's taxonomy places the organism in Eukaryota, Apicomplexa, Aconoidasida, Piroplasmida, Babesiidae. Gene Ontology annotation, cellular component: cytoplasm. The record is from RefSeq and is a predicted model, not a curated record.
AUGCGUCUUCUUUCAUUUUUCUUAUCGCUGCUGCAAUGUGUAACAGUGGUGUCACUUUUGUCCCCGUCUACGGGAAGGUAUAAUAAAUUGUUUCGGGCCGUGCCUUGCGUAGCCUUCUUAGGCGCGGUUGGCUUGUUUAAUGCCUCUAUCGCGUUUGUUGGCCCGGCAACGGCCCUGUCGCAUGGAUUCCGAACUAGAGCGCCUAUUAAACUUCUGUUCAUAUCGAAUGGCAAGCCGUCAUUCCACCGCCGCUAUGCGCCUCUACAAGCACACAAUUCCAGCGUCGCCAUUGAGGUUCGCCCGGGUGUAGGAGGCACAGAGGCGUCUAUCUGGGCCCAGGAGCUGGCCAAGGUAGGUGACGUGCACCAUACUGCCAAUGAUGCCCAGACAUUCAAAAAGUUCUGCGUAUCCAGGGGAUGCACUGUACGAGAAGAACUUAACGGUACAACAACUGUGUUGCGAAUAACCGGUGACGAUACUAAAUUCCGGGAGAAUGGCUGUAGCGGAUUGGAGGAGCGUUUCUUGCGAGAGGCUGGCAUACACCAGGUGAAACGCGUCCCUACAAGUGAGAAAUCGGGGCGCAUGCACUCAUCGACCGCCACGGUGGCAGUACUGCCGACAGAACUCACGGAGACCCAAUUCGACUCUAUACUGAGCCAUGUGGCCAUCGACCCGCGCGACAUUGAGUGGAAAACGUGCCGUUCUAGUGGCGCAGGGGGCCAGAACGUGAACAAGGUGGAAACAGCCGCCGCGUUACUGCACAAGCCGACCGGAAUACGCAUAGAAUGCCAGGAGGAAAGGACCCAGAGUAAGAACAAGGAGAUAGCAUUGGAGCGUCUGCGGUUGCAGCUGGCGCGGGAGAGGGAGUCUGACGCCCGAGAAGACGCCCAAAGUCGGCGUCUAUCGCAGGUAGCAGCUAGCAUGUGUGUGACGCCGGCGCCGCUACCAACAAGCACCUCUAAUCCCCGCGCAGUGCCGCACAGACACGCUACGGCAACGUCGUCCAGUGGAAAUGUAGUGAUGGAGGAUGUGUACGGCGACGAACCGCCUGAAGGCAUCCCCCAGUCGAUCGGAGAUGAGUACAACACGGUCGACGUCAACAACGGCAUUCAACGCAAUGCCAUCCUCGUUUAUAACAUUUCAGGCUUCUCUAAUUUCGGAGUGAACCUCGACCUGAGGAAGUUGGCGCGGGCACUUGGUAAUGCGGUGUACUUUCCGGGGGAAUUCAGCUGCGUGAGGGUGGACGUUCGGGUUAACAGGAACCUCGAAUCGGAUGCGCCGACACAUAGCUCCGAAAGGUUUCCGGGGAUAGAACACAUACCGGUAGUGUGGGCUACACGCAGAUACGAGCUUCAGACGCAGUUGCAUAGGCAAUUUAUAUACAACGACUCGGUCUCUCUGGGCAAGCGCAUAUGCAACGACAAAUACACCUAUUUAAAGGUUUCUAUCUUCGCCAAUGGCAAAGUUUCGUUUACAGGCGCCAGGAACUUGCUGACCGUUGCGGUGGCGCUCUGGAAGGUCUGCCGUGCCAUCCGCCAGCGCGUCGACAGUAAAGCGGCGGUGCGGUUCAUGGUUCCCGCCAACAUUAUGGCCGUAUAUCGCUUCCCUUCGCGAAUAGUCCUGCAGACAUUCGUGAAACGUCAUAAGGACAGCAUGUACGACCCCAUCCGUUUCGCCGGGGUGCAGCUGCGAGUGAGCAUCAAACCCUACGACAACCAAUACGACGUCCGCAAGGUGAUCCUGGAGGGAUUAGGCAAGAGCGUGCCCGAUACAAAGCCUGAGUACCCGCUGCAGAACGACGCCGGCGACGACUAUAGUGACAGCGACGAGUUCGACGACGAUCCUGAAUCAACCUCCUCGAUGCCGGCAUUCACACAGCCGACUGCCGCUCCAGUGCCAGCGCCAAGAAUAGAUCCACCACUUCCUGUGUCUCCUAUCGCCAGCACAGGCGUGGCAGGACCGCGGCAGCGACUGCUCAAGGGCAACCUCAGGAGGAUCAUCAGCGAAGCGCUACCGGCCAACAAGCGCCAGAUACACCAGGGAACUGCGUUAACGCCGCAGGCUGUGGAUUCCACUGCAAAGUUGCAGAAAAUUGUGGACACCGGAGCUGGCAAACGUGUAUGGUCGGCCGAAAACGUCAUGAGAGACCCAAACCCGAUGGCUGACGACGUAAACACAAGUGCGGACGCCCGCUUGGCGGCGGAAGCGACACACUCUCCCUCGACUGACGGGAUUCCGCUCUGCGUCACCAAGGCUGGCCCCGUGGACGGCGCUGCCGCCUGGGAGAACAGGCUCAACGAGGAGUUUGCGGCGCUGAUACACUACGUCGAGGAGAACAAGGCCAAUGACACUGAGUGGUUUCAAAUUGACUGCGAUGAUCAAGGCACCAAGUGGGUACAGAAUCGACAACAUCAUGACGUGUUACAGGUGGUUCGGGGAAUGCUGGCACGUGCACAAGAUGAAGACGUAUCGUUUUCGUUUGGAAAUCAACGUAGGCGGCGCCCCCAACGGGAUCAUGACACGCAGAUACCUGCCGCCUAUCCCAACGCACCGCCGGAUAUCGUGCUGCCAGACCUAGAUGGCAAAACGGCCAAGAUGUAUCGUGGUGGCAGCAUAUGCCUGGAUGCCCAUUUUGCGCCUCUGUGGCAGAGAAACUCGCCCAAGUACGGUAUCGCUCAUGCCCUGGCUCUGGGGCUUGCGCCCUGGCUCGCUAGCGAGGUGCCACAACUCAUAGCUACCAAUGUGCUGGCGCCGUAG